AUUCUAUUCAAAUUCAAAUCCUAAAAACUUAUAACAACCUUAUUGGACUCUGAACAUGGCUUCUAAUUACAAACUUCCCCUAACUUUCGCUGCACUGCUGGCCCUUCUUGUACUGUUACCCACACUCACAGUGGGAGAGCUUGUACAAGAACAGCCUCUAGUUCUCAAAUACCAUAACGGCCAACUCCUUAAAGGACGCAUCACCGUUAAUCUCGUAUGGUACGGAACAUUCACCCCCAUCCAACGAUCGAUAAUCGUCGAUUUCAUCAACUCUGUUAGCACCACCGGUGCUCCUCUCCCAUCAGCCGCAGCAUGGUGGAAAACCACCGAGAAAUACAAGGUAGGAUCCUCUGCCAUAAUCGUAGGAAAACAGUUCCUGCAUCCGGCUUAUACUCUCGGGAAGAAUCUAAAAGGAAAGGAUCUCCUCAGUUUAGCCACCAAGUUCAACGAACUUUCUUCCAUCACCGUUGUUCUUACCGCCAAAGACGUUAACGUUGACGGCUUCUGUAUGAGUCGCUGCGGGACCCAUGGCUCUGUUCCACGUGGCAACACUGGAGCAAGAACUCCUUACAUAUGGGUUGGAAACGCUGAGACACUAUGUCCCGGCCAGUGCGCGUGGCCUUUUCACCAGCCAAUUUACGGCCCACAGUCACCGCCGCUUGUGGCACCUAAUGGCGACGUAGGUGUUGACGGAAUGAUCAUCAAUUUAGCCACGCUUUUGGCUGGUACUGUCACGAAUCCCUUUAACAACGGGUACUUUCAGGGGCCGGCGACAGCGCCGCUAGAAGCUGUUACGGCUUGUACGGGGGUUUUCGGUAGUGGAGCCUACCCGGGUUAUGCGGGUCGGGUUCUUGUCGAUAAAACUACUGGUUCGAGUUAUAAUGCGCAUGGUGCUAACGGGAGGAGGUUCCUUCUGCCCGCAAUGUGGGACCCGCAGACUUCGGUAUGUAGGACUCUUGUUUGAAAAUGGGACCGUAGAAUGGACACGUGUCAUUAUAUUGUGUACCGGGUUGUGUAGAUAUAUAAUGAUAUGGUGGGUUGAUAAAUACCAGAGUAGAUGAAUGCUCGAUCUCCGGGACUGACUAGGAGGUGGUGUUUGUGUUUGAGGCCUUCCCACAUUUGUAGGCCUACUAUAUAUUCAUCUAAUACAUUGUUCAACUUGUGUAUUAAUCCGUUUAUAAAGAUUGUAAAUGUACCAUGUAAACAUUGAAGUUUAUGAAAAAAUUUGAAUAAUUUUAUUUAAAAA
This is a messenger RNA of Vicia villosa (hairy vetch), 1246 nucleotides long. RefSeq names its product protein EXORDIUM-like 2. The record is from RefSeq and is a predicted model, not a curated record. Bases 56 to 964 code for a protein of 302 amino acids. Lineage: Eukaryota; Viridiplantae; Streptophyta; Magnoliopsida; Fabales; Fabaceae. The transcript has a single exon.